Cucumis sativus (cucumber) is the source of this 2197-nucleotide messenger RNA. Its product is annotated as ATP-dependent 6-phosphofructokinase 4, chloroplastic. Gene Ontology annotation, biological process: fructose 6-phosphate metabolic process; glycolytic process. NCBI's taxonomy places the organism in Eukaryota, Viridiplantae, Streptophyta, Magnoliopsida, Cucurbitales, Cucurbitaceae. The record is from RefSeq and is a predicted model, not a curated record. The coding region runs from base 143 to 1732 and encodes 529 amino acids. Gene Ontology annotation, cellular component: cytoplasm. The transcript is spliced from 16 exons. Gene Ontology annotation, molecular function: ATP binding; 6-phosphofructokinase activity.
AAAUUUUCUUCCAUCGCUUCUAAAAACAAAAAAGGAAAGAAAGAAAAAGAAAACCAUUUUUAAGUGCCAAUGCUAUUUCUUCGAUCCGGUAACUUCCAUUUCAUUGAAACGAACGCUUUCUCCUUUGCAAUUCUCUCUUUCGAUGAAUUUUGGAGUUUCCACUUCCAUGGACGUUGCAGCAAUCUCCAUUCCAUCGCUUCACUUCUCCAUCAAGUCCAGCGCUGCGAUCUCACUUCAAGCUCCUAGAAGCCGAAAUGCGUGUUCCGUCAGCUUAUUUUCCGGUUUUCGCCGGUUUGGGCUGAGGAUCAUCUCUGUCAAAGCUGAGCAGGCUUCUUCUAGAGUCACGGACGAUGAUUUCAUCAUUGAAGACGUUCCUCACUUGACUGACUUUCUUCCUCACUUACCGUCAUAUCCAAAUCCACUGAAAAACAGUCAGGCUUAUGCAAUUGUCAAGGAAACAUUUGUAAAGCCAGAAGAUGUUGUUGCACAAAAGAUUGUGGUUACGAAAGAUAGCACUAGAGGAAUACAUUUUCGGCGAGCAGGCCCUCGUGAAAAGGUUUAUUUCAAGCCAGACGAGGUGCGUGCUUGUGUAGUAACAUGUGGGGGAUUGUGUCCUGGGAUUAACACUGUAGUUAGGGAGAUUGUCUGUGGCUUGAACUUUAUGUAUGGUGUUAAUGAUAUACUUGGAAUUGAGGGAGGAUACAGAGGGUUUUACUCCAAGAAUACACUAACAUUGACACCAAAAGUUGUCAACAAUAUCCACAAACACGGUGGUACGUUUCUUCGUACUUCACGAGGAGGCCAUGAUACAAAUAAGAUUGUUGAUAACAUUCAGGAUCGUGGAAUAAAUCAGGUGUAUAUCAUUGGCGGUGAUGGUACUCAAAGAGGAGCAGCUUUAAUUUAUCAGGAAAUUGCAAAACGUGGUCUUCAAGUUUCUGUUGCUGGGAUCCCCAAGACGAUUGAUAAUGACAUUGCUGUAAUAGACAAAUCUUUUGGGUUUGAUACUGCGGUUGAAGAAGCUCAGAGGGCCAUUAACGCUGCUCAUGUUGAGGUUGGAAGUGUAGACAAUGGAGUUGGAAUAGUUAAACUUAUGGGUCGAUAUAGCGGUUUUAUUGCCACAAUUGCAACUUUGGCUAGUAGAGACGUGGAUUGUUGCUUGAUUCCCGAAUCACCAUUCUACUUGGAAGGGACCGGAGGGCUCUUUGAAUUUAUAGAACAGCGGCUUAAAGAGAAUGGGCAUAUUGUUAUUGUGUUAGCAGAAGGAGCAGGACAAGAUUUUAUAGCUCGAGACAUGCAUGCAGCUGAAGAGAAAGAUGCGUCAGGAAAUAGAUUACUACUCGAUGUUGGUCCGUGGUUAUCUCAGAAGAUUAAGGAUCAUUUUACGAAGGUUCAGAAGAUGGCAGUUAAUAUGAAAUACAUAGAUCCUACAUAUAUGAUUCGAGCUAUUCCUAGUAAUGCCUCAGAUAAUGUUUACUGCACUCUUCUUGCUCAGAGUGCUGUCCACGGUGCCAUGGCUGGAUACACUGGCUUUACUGUUGGACCUGUAAAUAGCAGACAUGCUUAUAUUCCAAUUGCUCGUGUUACGGAGACGCAAAACACGGUGGAGUUAACUGGUAGAAUGUGGGCAAGACUUCUUGCGUCUACCAAUCAACCUAGUUUUGUGACAAAUAGUGAGGAACUGAAAGAAAAAGCUGCUGAUAUCAACAACGUCGAUAUUUCUGCUCAGAUUUAAUGGCCAUACAGUUAAAUACAAUUUGUACCAGUCUCAAAUUCAGAUUCUUUCAUGUUGUCAGACAGUUUGUUGGUAUGGCAAUUCGGAAUUUUAUGAGUGAUGAUAUUGCCAUGCACUUCUAUUGCAGUAUUCUUUGACAACACAAUCCUAGUGGAGCUUUAAACAACGACAAUUGGUUCUUGCAUCGUCUCCCUCAGCACUCCCCUCUCAAUGAGACGGCAGGGACAGGGCAGCUGCGAGGUGAGUGAAAGGAAAGGGACAAUUCUGGGCCAAUGGAAGUGACUCAACUUCAUCCUUUUUAUUACAUGUAAGGACAAGCGCAGCCUCUUUUUUGUCUUUUACUUCAUUUAAUGAUUGCUGGUUGACACUCAGAUUAUAACUACUUCUUUAAUUUAUUUAUUAUUUCAUUUAUUUGUUAUGCAUUCUUUAUGACAUUAUAAGUCAUAAUACAGAUAUUUUGCUUCA